AUGGCCGCAGAAGACAUUCAGCCAGACAAGCGCCACGCUGCUGACCAGCACGUAUCCGUCGAUCAUGUUCGAUCUCACGGCUCAAGCGACAAUGAAAAGAAGACAUCCGAGGAGUAUGAUCCAUAUGCAGCGUAUGAGCAGAAGGAGGAGAAGAAUACUCUGUGGGGACACGUGAAGGAGCCGGGCGGUGCGAUCCAGAUUGUGAUCGCUGCAAUGCUCGCUCUAGCCAUUGGUCUGCCUGUUGCAUUCACCGUUGACAAUGUUCCGGAUGCUGCGCCGACCAUCUUGAACAUUCCAGGACGUAUGUGGCUGCGAGCUCUCACAGCUGUUGUCAUGCCACUUAUCGUUACCGCGAUGAUACUUGCUAUGCAGCGGCUGAAAGAAAUGACUGGCGGAGGCAACAAACUCGCAAAGUGGACUGUUGGCUACUACGUCGUCACGACGAUCAUUGCUAUUGUCCAUAGCACCAUUCUCGUUUCUCUUGUGUGGCGACCCAUGUAUACUGUCGCUGGCGACGACAGUCUGGCAAUCGACGAGGAUGACCAGGAUACCUUCGAUGAGCGCAGUGACAACGAUGUCACCACAAUCUUGGUGAACAUUUUCGACUCGUUCAUCCCAGGAAAUAUCUUUGCAGCACUCGCAGAGAAUCAGCUGCUAGCAGUCCUCGUCACUGCAGUCGUUGUGGGCGGGCUUCUUGAACCAGGGUCUUCGAUCAUCAAGGCUGUCGUCGAAGUCGAGCGACUCAUCACCAAGGUCAUCAUCUUCCUGAUUAAGUUGGCGCCAAUUGGUGUCUUCUUCCUGAUUCUUUCCAACAUCAUCAAGCUGGACCCGGAGUCGAUUGGGAAGAACCUCGGAAUCCUCAUUGGCUCGUCCCUGGUAUCGAUGUUCAUCCAUCUCUUUAUCGUCCUGCCACUCAUCUAUUUCGCAUUCGUCCGACAGAACCCAUUCACAUACUGGAUGAAGAACUCGCCUGCAUGGAUCACAGCUUGGGGCACUGCGUCUUCAGCAGCAACGCUUCCUGUCACGAUGCGCUGUGUCCGUGCCCGCGGCUGGCCAGAGACAGUCAUCAAGUUCACUGUCCCGCUUGGCUGCCUUGUCAAUAUGGAUGGUACGGCAAUCUACUUCCCAGCCGUGGUGGUCUUCAUGGCCCAGACUCAAGGGAUCACCCUCAAUGCGGGCGAGUACGUCAUCGUGGUCCUCCUUGCCACACUGUCGUCCAUCGCCACCACACCAAUUCCUUCCAGCUCGCUGGUCUUGACAGUUAUCAUCUGUCAGUCGGUGGGUGUGCCGGUCACGGGCAUGUAUGCUGUGGUGAUUGCCAUUGAUUGGUUCAUUGACCGCUUCCGGACGGCUCUGAAUGUCUCUUCGGACCUCUUCGCCGUUGGCGUCAUCACGAAGAUCACCGGCAUCAGUGAUGCGGACGGCGUCGCAUACGAGGCGACCGUCGAGGAGAGACAUGCUGCUUCAGUUCAGGGCGCUGCUGGCGUUAGGCAGGACAGCAAGGUCUGA
Messenger RNA from Cyphellophora attinorum, 1509 nucleotides. RefSeq names its product Excitatory amino acid transporter 3. Gene Ontology annotation, molecular function: neutral L-amino acid transmembrane transporter activity; glutamate:sodium symporter activity; L-glutamate transmembrane transporter activity. The coding region runs from base 1 to 1509 and encodes 502 amino acids. Gene Ontology annotation, cellular component: plasma membrane. Gene Ontology annotation, biological process: L-glutamate transmembrane transport. The transcript is spliced from 2 exons. NCBI's taxonomy places the organism in Eukaryota, Fungi, Ascomycota, Eurotiomycetes, Chaetothyriales, Cyphellophoraceae. The record is from RefSeq and is a predicted model, not a curated record.